Molecule: messenger RNA, 2455 nt
Organism: Tribolium castaneum (red flour beetle)
Lineage: Eukaryota; Metazoa; Arthropoda; Insecta; Coleoptera; Tenebrionidae
Exons: 4
Coding region: 753-2405 (550 amino acids)
Biological process (GO): DNA integration; DNA recombination
Molecular function (GO): protein binding; DNA binding
Source: RefSeq, a predicted model, not a curated record
CAUAUUUUUUCGUAUUUAUAAAUGUCUUUACAACUCUCUAGAGUUGUUAAAAGUCCAAAAAAAGUCUAUAUGUUCGAUUUUUUGAUGUUUGAUUUUUUCAAUUUUCGUCGCAAUUUUUGUCAAUUUUGAGUACCCGGAACAUUUGUUGAGCUAUAGCUCCGGAACUAUCAGAGAUAACCCUAUAAAGUGUAUUAUCGUUGGAAAGCUCUUUGAAUUAUCUAUUUUUUUCAAAAAAAAUUAUUGUUCUCCGACUAAUAGUUUUUGAGCAAAUUGCAGAUAAAUGCAAAAAUUGGUAAAAUUUUAAAAAAUUCAUAACUAAAAAACUAUUGGGAAUUUGGCAAUUUUUUCGAUGCCAAUCGAUUCCCCGGAUCAUUUUGCAUGGGUGAGGAUCAAAACAGUUCCACUUUUUCAAAUAGUUUAGUCGUAAUUGGGGAAAUAAAAAAAAUCAAAUAGUAAUUUUUGUAUUAAGUGCGCGAAAUGAGUGUUUUUUUAAUGGCGCCUGAGAAUGUUAUUUUAGUCGAGACCGCCAGGUCGAGACCUAAAAGACAUUCGAAGGCGCCAUUAAAACAUGAAUUUCGCCACGAAAUACAAACAACGUUUUUUCUACAGCCUCCAGAUGAAGAAAAAAGUAACAGAAAUUAGUUGGAACAAAAUGGUCUGAUAAAUCGAGUUGCUUGCAUGGUUACGAUGAUAAAUAAAAGUGAUAGUUGCGAAAAAUUUGUCACAAUAGGUAUUUUUGUUGAAGAAGUGUGAUGGAUUUUAGCAGCGAAAACGAAAUAGAUGCAAUUGCAAGCGCGGCAGUGUCGAAUCUUUUGCCUGCUAAAUCAAGACCGCAGUACGAAAAAACGUAUCUUCAGUUUCGGCAGUGGUGUUCUAUGAAAAAGAUUGAUCAAGUAACGGAAAAUGUUUUGUUGGCGUAUUUGGAAGAAAAGUCUACCACCUUAAAGCCACCAACACUCUGGGCCCUUUAUGCGAUGUUGAAAGCCACCUUAAACGUUAAAGAGAAUAUCGAUACACGUAAGUUUCCGAAGUUAGUGCCCUACCUGAAAAGCAAAAGCGUAGGUUACAGAAGCAAGAAGUCGCAAAUUUUAGACAAAGAAGACAUUAGCAAGUUUAUUAAUGAAGCAGAUGACAAGAUAUAUUUACUGAUGAAGACUGUGCUAAUUUUGGGUAUAUCGGGAGCCCUUCGACGUGAAGAAUUAGUUAAAAUGAAGCUAACUGACAUAGAAGAUAAACAGUCUGUCUUAAUUGUGAAGGUGCCUGAUACAAAAACCCACUGCGAACGAAUAUUUACUGUUUCAAAUUUAGAAAAUAUAGAAAUUGUCAGAAAAUAUAGAGCUUUGCGGCCUCCACGGGCGACUAGUGACCGUUUAUUUUUAAAGUAUACCAACGGAAAAUGUGUGAAUCAAAAUGUUGGAAUUAACAAAAUCGGAGAGAUACCAAGUUUGAUUGCAAAGUGGCUUAACAAAGACGAACCUAAAAAAUAUACUGGUCACUGCUUCAGAAGAAGCUCUGCCACUCUUUUGGCGAAUGCUGGAGGUGAUCUAAUUUCAAUUAAACGUCAUGGGGGCUGGAGAAGCAGCACAGUGGCAGAAAGUUACAUCGAGGACUCUUUGAAUAAUAAAAUUGAAAUUGCCAAUAAAAUUCAACCUUCUUCCUCCACAGAAGAAAACAAAAUCACUCAACCUUCUACAUCGGCUUCUUUUAAUGGCGAAAAUAACUUUCAUUUACAAGCGUCUUCACUCAGGCCUCUGGGGAUAAACGGGGGCACGUUUUCGUCAUGCACAUUUAAUUUUCAUAUGUCAAAGCCACGAUUGAAAAACCGGCCAACAUUCCGGUCGUCUUGGCCUUCCCCAGCAUUCUCUACCAGACGAGAGUCGGAGGAUACCAAGCCGAAAUUGCCUUGCCUUUGGGGAUGGUGGUUAAUGCCGUUUUUAAAAACCAGCACUGGUUGUAUGUGCAGACGCCGCAUGCCGAGGAGGGGCAUUAUCCCACCCCCUGAGGACGACGCCACCGCCCCUUGCUGGGAGAACAGCACCGAUGUGUUCCCUAAACCCUCCGGCAACAUGACCGACACCGAAAAACUCAGCUCCAAGUCGGAAUGUAGCGUCGAGACGCGCUGCCACAGCCGAAGACUGCGCCCCUCAAGCACCUGUGAAGAAAGAAGCGUCGAUCGACUCUACCUCAGCGCUUUGGCAUCCUCAAAACGUGGCAAAAUCCAACGACAAACACUCCUAGUCAUCAACAGUGACUACUUUGGCACCGAAAAAAAUGCCCUUCAGGUGCAGAAAGGCGACGUUGUGGUACUCCAGGGUACCCAUGUGCCGGGGUGGUUCUGGGUGCGCAACAAGGAGGGAGAGGAGGGGUUCAUACCGGCGGUUAUAGCCGGACACGGAUUUUUGUAAAUAAAAGUUGUACAAAUUAUUUAUUAAAAAUUUAUUUCAAACAGUUUAAA